AUGUAUGUGGUUGACGAUGCAAGUAUGCAAGGGAUGUUUUCGAUCUACCAACAAACACGGGCACAAGUGUCAGUUAUCGAGUUAUAUGUUGAGUUCGAAGAAUUAGUUGAGGUUAAUUUACCCAAACCUAACAUCGACUGGACGGUUUAUAACACUGAAAGUGAAGAGGAAUUCGAGGGCACUUAUCAUAUUGUUGGUCCAGUUGAAGAUGUCAACGAAGAUGAUAUCAUAGUUGAGCCUGACGUUGCAGAUGUGACAAAUGCACUAACGAGCCAACAUCUAUCUAGAGAGCCUUCUUUUAUGCAUGCUUUGGAUCUAGAUGCUAUGAAUGCACCAGAAUUUCCUGAGUUUGUCAAUACAAACCCUGUUGUUGUUACGGAUGGUGAAUUUGUCAUCAGCAUAGAGUUUAGUUCUAGAGAAAUUGUGAUUGCAGCAAUUAAAGAUUAUACCAUUCGUUGGGGUGUGAAUUAUCGAGUGUGUGAAUCUGAGCCAAUCACAUUUUAUGCUAAGUGUGUACAAUAUGGAACAAAUUGCAAUUGGCUUAUCAGGGCUAGUCUUAUUAAGAGAAAGUUUUGUUGGGUUAUAAGGCGGUACAAUGUUGAUCCAUCUUUAAAGGUGAAAUCGGUGAUUGCUGAAGUACAAUCGAAAUUCAAUUAUACGAUAAGUUACCGCAAAGCAUGGCUGGCUAAGCAAAAGGCAAUUGCGAAUAUUUUUGGUGGUUGGGAAGCUUCUUGUGAAGCUUUGCUGUCGUGGUAUAAAGCAAUGGUACAAAAAGAUCCAUCAGCUACAGUCGAGAUCGAAACUGCACCAGCUUACCAAGGGGAUGAGGUGGUCCAGGAUAUUAGGAUACUGACACGGGUGUUUUGGAGCUUUUAUCCUUGCAUUAGAGCAUUUAGGAACUGCAAACCAAUCGUCCAAAUAGAUGGCACACAUCUGUAUGGCAAAUACAAAGGAGCUCUCUUAGUUGCAAUUUCUCAGGAUGGCAAUGGCAAUAUUGUGCCUCUUGCAUUUGCCGUUGUUGAAGGUGAGACUUCUGAUGCAUGGCACUUCUUUCUUACUCAUUUGCGCACACAUGUGGUGACGCGGGAUGGUAUCGGGCUUAUCUCUGAUCGACACAACUCUAUUACCUCAGCAAUAACACGUAGUAACGGAUCAUGGGAGCCUCCGAGAGCUAUCCGCAUGUUUUGUGUUAGGCACAUAGCAUCCAACUUCUUAAGGAAUUUUAAGGCACCGUAUUUACAGAAGUUGAUUGUAAAUAUGGGACUGUGCGUGAAUUUAAUGUGCAGUAUGCAAGAUUACGUGAGCGUGGUGAGGCUUACACUAAGUGGCUCGAUCGGAUCCCACAUCAGCAAUAUGCUUUGGCGUUCGAUAAUGGAUAUCGCUGGGGUUAUAUGA
Arachis ipaensis is the source of this 1395-nucleotide messenger RNA. Lineage: Eukaryota; Viridiplantae; Streptophyta; Magnoliopsida; Fabales; Fabaceae. The record is from RefSeq and is a predicted model, not a curated record.